Guillardia theta CCMP2712 is the source of this 1005-nucleotide messenger RNA. RefSeq lists its product as hypothetical. The transcript has a single exon. Gene Ontology annotation, molecular function: DNA-binding transcription factor activity, RNA polymerase II-specific; zinc ion binding. The record is from RefSeq and is a predicted model, not a curated record. Gene Ontology annotation, biological process: regulation of DNA-templated transcription. Bases 499 to 900 code for a protein of 133 amino acids. Lineage: Eukaryota; Cryptophyceae; Pyrenomonadales; Geminigeraceae.
GCGGAAUUUCCUGUAUAAAAGAUAAACCCAAUAGCCCGUUCACAGCCUCCUCCUCCUCAAAGCCACUCACUCUCCCCGCUGACCUUCACCUCUGUUCUCCUUUCUGUUCCUAUCAACUCUCAACCCUCGCAGAUACCAUCAUCUUCUCGUCCAAUCAACCUCUGUCGUCCUGACUCUCUAUCCUUGCUCUCCCUGAAGCUCGUCAACGUCAAGUCCCUUGGCUUAGAACCUGGAACCCCCUCUGCCGUUCUUUUCUGCCCGAUCGUCAAUAACUAUCUUGCAUCAAAUCUGGUCUUUCUCUCGAAUGAUCUUUGCCCUGGAUUCAUUGGUGAAAAUUGAGUGCAAUUAGAUCAAGCGUGAGAAAUUGAAACGUUUCUAUCGUCAACCAGCUGUGCUGCUUUCAUAAGUUCCUGACAAUAAGAUCAACUUGCUAUGGUUUCUUGCAAGCAAACUGAUAGUUCUCUUGAUGAAGAAAUUGCGAAUAUGCAAUGUUCUUCUAUGGAUAUUCAAAAUUUCAUGGGCGAUGUUGACGUCAUGGAAGAAAUCGCGCUUGCGGACGCGAGAACGGAUAUCCCCGAGAGCAAAACCAAAGGGAAACGCAGAGUGCAGAGAGCAUGUGAUGCAUGCCGAAGAAAGAAAGUGAAAUGCGAGGAUACACGUCCAUGCUCUAGAUGUAUCGAAGAUGAUGAUCAUUGCCUGUCCAGCACAGACUUGAAGAAAUCUCAGGAAUCAACAUGCAGCGACAACAAACCCCGCUGUCCCGUUUGCGAGGAAUCUGCAAGCGGGUCACCAAGACCAUGCUGGCGAUGUGUUAUUACAGGGAAUGCUCCUGUCGACGAAUUUAGCCUCGGUGGUGGUCCGGAUGUACCACAGGACAACCUCUGUGACGGACAAGCCUAAGACUUGGAGCCGUCGUUGUGUUGUGUUUGAAUAUUACGUCCAUCCUUUUAUGUGCAUGCGUUAUGCUUACAUAUGACUAAGAUUGACAUGGUUGUACUAUACAUC